UUCAACUUUCUUUUAAUCACCCACACCCAUAAAGCAGAUGAGGCUGCGCCCGAAAUGACCGGAGGGGACACGAAGUUGACGGCAUUGCGCACUACCCCCUCACCGACAGGUGGCUGACAUCAUCACCACCAUCAGCGCGCACGGAUUGGACAGGGAACACGCAGAGGACACGCGCGAGAUGUCUGAUAUAAGACUACAGCUGAGCGGAGAGGAGGGUGGAGGAGUGACAUCCAAAGUGACUUUUGAGGAGACAGACACAUCGGAGAGAGAGAGAGAGAGAGAGAGAGAGAGAGAGAGAGAGAUCACCAGCAGUCAGACAAAGCUGCACGUUCCCCUGGAAGUUUGACACCCCCAGCGGGCUACAGACGGAGUUGCGCUCCGCCGCUGCCAUGGAGCCUCGGAAGUGUACUGGAUGUGUAUUGAUUGGAGUUUACCUGUGGGCGACAUUCUGCUGUCAAGGUUGCCAUGGCGGUGUGUACCAGAGGAAGCUGUACCGAGACCUGAUGGUAAACUACAGUCGCCUGGAAAGACCCGUGCACAACGACUCCGCACCCAUUGUUGUGGACCUCGGCCUCACGUUGCUGCAAAUCAUUGACGUGGAUGAAAAGAACCAGGUGAUGAUCACAAAUGCCUGGCUGCAGCUGUAUUGGACAGACAUUUACCUGUCAUGGAACCCGGAGAGCUACCCCGGCGUUCAAAACCUGCGUUUUCCUUCCAAUUUGGUAUGGGUCCCAGAUAUCCUCCUCUAUAACAGUGCUGAUGAGCGGUUUGAUGCUACAUUCCAUACAAAUGUGCUGGUAAAUGCUUCAGGAUCCUGCCAGUACAUCCCACCAGGGAUCCUGAAAAGUACCUGCUACAUCGAUGUGCGGUGGUUCCCCUUCGAUGUGCAGAAGUGUGACCUAAAGUUUGGUUCCUGGACCCACAACGGCUGGCUGCUGGACCUCCAGAUGAUGGACGUGGACAUCUCCACCUACAUACCCAACGGGGAAUGGGAUCUCGUAGGUGUGCCUGCCAAGCGUAAUGAGCUGUACUACGACUGCUGUAAGGAGCCCUACCCUGAUGUGACGUUCACGGUCACCAUGCGCCGCAGGACACUUUACUACGGCCUCAACCUGCUCAUCCCCUGCGUGCUCAUCUCUGGCCUGGCCCUGCUGGUCUUCCUGCUCCCUGCUGACUCUGGAGAGAAGAUCUCACUCGGCAUCACAGUGCUGCUGUCUCUAACAGUGUUCAUGUUACUGGUAGCAGAGAUCAUGCCUGCCACUUCAGACUCUGUUCCCUUGAUUGCUCAAUACUUUGCUAGCACCAUGAUGAUUGUGGGCUUGUCUGUGGUGGUAACAGUGCUGGUACUACAGUUCCACCACCAUGACCCCCAUGGAGGGAAGAUGCCUAAAUGGGUCCGAGUUAUCCUGCUAAACUGGUGUGCUUGGUUUCUACGCAUGAAGAAACCUGGUGAGGAAAGAAAAACAGCCGUGAGCUCCAGUAGCCCCCCAAACUACAAGUACUCCAACCCUGCUCCUCCUCACCAUACCAGCACCAAUAGCAUUCAGAUGAGCACCAUUCCAGGGCAGGCCUCCACCCAGUCAACCACCACCAAUGGGAACAUGAACCUGUACUUCGGCUACCACUCGAUGGGUACAGACAACCCUGCUUUCCCACCGAGCACUGAUUCAGGUGUGGUGGUGUGCGGUGGUGGGGGCGGCGGCCAUCCUAACGGCUCCUCCCCACACGACAUCCACCCAGAACAGGCGCGGACUUUGCUGCUGGAGCAGGUUCCGGAAAUUUCCCGGAUCCUGGAGGAAGUGCACUACAUUGCCCAACGCUUCCGAGAGCAGGACGAGGGAGAGGCGAUCUGCAGCGAGUGGAAGUUCGCAGCGGCGGUGGUGGAUCGGUUAUGCCUGGUGGCCUUCUCACUCUUCUCCAUCAUCUGCACCUUCACCAUCCUCAUGUCAGCUCCCAAUUUCAUUGAGGCCGUGUCCAAAGACUUCACAUAAGGCUGAUUUCCUCCCUUUCUGAGAGGAAAAGAAGAGGAAAUGCGAACAUUGAAAAUCCUGACACAAUUAAAACUCUACCACAAAAAGCCUCCCUGCUACAACGAUGUGAAGCCCCAAAUGUUUGUUAUUUCAAAAGUGUUGUGACCAACCACAGAACACCAGAAGCAAACCUGUCCCUCUAUCUUUACAGAUUACAGCCAGUAGUGUGGCUGUUGGGAGAUAAUGUGAUUUUUCCUUUUCAAGGUGGCUCUCCUCGCUA
Messenger RNA from Etheostoma spectabile (orangethroat darter), 2250 nucleotides. It is a transcript of the gene chrna8, whose product is annotated as cholinergic receptor, nicotinic, alpha 8. The coding region runs from base 390 to 1991 and encodes 533 amino acids. Gene Ontology annotation, biological process: monoatomic ion transmembrane transport. Lineage: Eukaryota; Metazoa; Chordata; Actinopteri; Perciformes; Percidae. Gene Ontology annotation, cellular component: postsynaptic membrane. The record is from RefSeq and is a predicted model, not a curated record. Gene Ontology annotation, molecular function: acetylcholine-gated monoatomic cation-selective channel activity; transmembrane signaling receptor activity. The transcript is spliced from 10 exons.